AAAUCUGAGGAAUAACAAUAACAACAACAACAAAGCUGCUGUGCACUUUGCCAAGGCCAAACCUCAAAACCCUCCUGCCUCCUCAAGGCACACCUUCCUCCAUCGCUGUGUUUCGUUCCAUCUCACUCUUCUUUGUUUCAAUCUCUCUCUUCCCGAAGAACUCCUCUUUUAUGGAAGAUGACGAUGAGUUCGGAGAUUUAUACACUGACGUGCUCCGACCCUUUGCUCCGACAUCUUCCACCGCUCCUCAGUCUUUCUCUGCGCCCCCAUCUGCCACCCGUUCGAUCGAUCUCAAUUUCCAGACCCAUCGACAAGAGAUCCUCCACGGAGCUCCUCACCCUAAUUCGGCUGUUCCCUACCAGUCGUCCGAUCAAACCGGAGCUCCCAAGCGGGACGACUUCGUCGAAGAAUCUGCUCGCGCUGUAGCUUCCAGUUCUGCGCCGGGUUUGAUCGGGUGCGAUGAGAUAGAUGAGCGUGGACCUGGGAAGGAAGAUGAAUCAGUUGAGGCUGCUAAGGUUAUUGAACGUGGAGAUGCGGAAUCGGCUGGUAGGGCUUUACAGGAUGUGAACCGUGGUAAGGAAUCUGGCAUUGGAGAUGUGCGCGGCGAAGUUGCUGUGAAAGGAGACGAUUUGACGGAGAAGGAUGUAAAAUUUGACAUCGAGGAUGACGGUGAUGGAAUUGAAGAGGUGGGUUCCGAGCCAAUUAUUCCUGGAUUAUCAAGCGGUGCUGGCGGCUGUAUUGAUGGUGUGGUUGUUGCUGCCGGAAGGUUUAAUGAGAGCGGUGACAGAGGCGAGGGCGAUGAUUGGGAUAGUGACAGUGAGGAUGAUUUGCAGAUAGUGUUGAAUAAUCAUAUGGACAUGGAAAGAGGUGGAAUGGUGGGCGAAGAUGACGAAGAUGAAGAUAGCGAGCUGGUUAUCGUGGCAGAUGGCGACCCAAGUCAGGCAACUGAGGUGCAAGAGUGGGGCGAGAACUCAGCGCAACCCGCUGAUGGUGAGAGGAAGGAUAUGGGUGACUCUGCCAAAGCAAGUGGGGGCGUGACAGUGGUGCCAAAAGUCGGUUAUAGCAAUCAUGGGUAUCAUCCAUUUCAUUCGCAGUUUAAGUAUGUCAGGCCUGGUGCAGCGCCAAUACCUGGAGCAUCUACUGCCCCGGGAGUAUCUGCUGGUCAGAUCCGUCCACCUGCUAACAUGGUUCCUAUGGCUGGUCGUGGAAGAGGGGACUGGAGACCUCCUGGAAUAAAAGGUGCUGCUGCUUUGCAAAAAGGUUUUCAUGCAGGUCCUGGAUUACCUGUUUGGGGCAACAGUGCAGCAGGGCGGGGUUUUGGUGGUGGACUGGAAUUUACUCUUCCCUCGCACAAGACUAUAUUUGAUGUUGAUAUUGAUAGUUUUGAGGAAAAGCCUUGGAAAUAUCCUGGUGUUGACACAUCAGACUUUUUCAACUUUGGUUUGAUUGAGGAGACCUGGAAAGAAUACUGCAAGCAGCUGGAACAACUGCGCCUAGAGUCUACAAUGCAAAGCAAAAUCCGUGUAUAUGAAAGUGGCAGAAUGGAGCAGGAGUAUGACCCAGAUUUGCCCCCUGAAUUAGCAGCAGCAACUGGUAUGCGUGAUGUCAAUGUGGAAAAUACAAAUUCUGUAAAGUCAGAUGCUGGACAAAGUGAUGUUGGAAAAGGUUCUGGGCGUGUGAGGCCACCACUUCCAACUGGGAGAGCAAUACAGGUGGAAGGUGGUCUUGGUGAACGCCUUCCUUCCAUUGACACUCGACCUCCACGAAUCCGUGAUUCAGAUGCAAUCAUUGAGAUUGUUUUGCAGGAUUCUGCCGAUGAUGAUUCCUCUGCAGGGAUUGCUGUUCAAGAUCAAUAUGAGGGAGGAGAGCCCCAGAGAGAUGAUUUUGAAGAGGAGGAUGUUGUUGACGAGGUUCCAAAUGUGGAGCAUGAGUAUUUUGAUGGAUUUCCUCAAGAUUAUAGUAGUAGAAAGAGAGACCUGGCUGGAAAAAGAAUGACAUUCAAGAAGUCCCCACCGGCUGACGUGCUUGAAGGAGGUGAAACUUUGCCUUUCUCUCAGGAAGAAUCAGUCAACUGCACUAGUACUAGGGACCAAACUCCUAAACCCAGUGGCGGCAAUUCUGUCUCCUCUGAUGUGGAAAGGCAGAUACAAGGAAGGGCAAGUUCUUGUAUAACUCCUAGUCGAGAAAUUAAUGACAAUAAAAAAGAAGAUUCUGAUGAAAGCAUGGAAAGGAGAGAUAAUGCACACUUGUCAUCUCCUAUGGCUGAAAAUGCAAGGGAGUCUAGUGUUGGGGACAAGGAUGCUAAUCUUGAUGAGCCUGGGAUGGCUGGUGAAAGUUCCAAAAUAGAAAAGGAGGAAAUGGAUCUUAAUGCAGAGGACAAAAGAGAUACCCUUAAGAGCUGUGAUGGGAAGACAGAGAAAUUAACAUCUCAAGAUGAGGAACCUCUACUUGAUGAAGUUGAUGAUUGGGAGAACUCAAAAGCAGCAAGAAGUAGUGAUAACAGCAAAGCAAGUUCAGUAAGGAGCAGGGGCUAUCAGAAGCGGCUGGAUGGUUAUGAGGAGGAAGUAGUUCAGGAUGCACAGUCAGCACGUCUGGGUGCAAAUAGAAGGCCCUUUGAUGAAAAUGAGCACGACGAUCUCCAUAGAAGAGAGCAUGACGGAAGGCAAGAACCUGAAAGAGAUCGCCUACUGCCUAAAGGCAGAGAGGAACCAUACCCUUACAAAGAGUGGCAUCCUAGCUCAGCGCAUCAAUUGCACAUGAAGGCUGAUGGAUUUGGCAGGCAAAAAGAUAGGGACAGCUCUGACAUUGCCUGGGCCCGCAGAGAUGAUGAUCCCUAUGGCAGAAGGGGCAGAAAUGAUGAAACAAGAAAGAGGGAUAGGGUUAAGGUCCGAGAGAAUGAGAGGAGUGACAGAGAUGAUAGCCUCUAUUCACGAAAACAGUUGGAUAAUGGUAGUUAUAGGGUUCCCUACGAUAAGGAUAUAGGGUUAAGGGACUCAGGAUACUGGGAAAAAGAUGAUGGCUUGAAGAGUAGGUAUGAAGCUAUGGAAGAUUACCAUAACAAGAGGAGGAAGGAUGAGGAGUAUAUUAGGAGGGACCAUAUUGAUAAAGAAGAUAUGUUGCAUGGCUACAGGGAGAGUGGCAGUCGGCGUAGGAGAGAAAGAGAUGUAGUGUUGGAUCCACGGAAGAGAAAUGAUCUGCAAAGAAGUAGAGACAACUUAGAUGAUCAUUAUGCCUCUAGGCAGAAGGAUGAUGGAUUACUACUGAAGGAGAGGUCUGAUAGGCAGAGAGAUAAGGAGGAGUGGCACAGGGCAAAACAAUCUCAUGAAGAACAUCCAUCAAAGCGUGAAAGAGAAGAGGGAAGGAGUUCUGUAAGAAGUGGACGAGGUGCUGAAGAAAAAUCAUGGGCUGGCCAUGUUAGGGCUCAAGAUGAGCACAGAGCUUCUGUGAAAGAGUACCAAUCUAGAGAUGCAACGCGGCCUAGUGAACAAGUGAAGAGAAGGGAUCGAAUUCGGGAUGAAAGUCCUCAUCAUAAGGGUCGUGAGGAUUCUAAUACCCGUGGAAAUCACUAUAGCAGUGAGGAAAAGCGAUCUAGGCAGGAAAGGUCAAGUAGUCGUGGUGAUCGUGCUGCUACUGUUUCAGAUAACCAAAGAGUUAAUGAGAAAAGGCAUAAAGAGGGCACAAGGAGAAGCAAAGAAUCUGAUCUCAGUGAUCAUAAUAGUCUGUCCAAGAGAAAUCAGGAAGAUCAAAGUGGUCAGACCAACAGGAAGAGCUCAAGAGUCUCCAUUGAAGAAGGACGCAUUGAGCAAGAAGGGCAUCAUCCGUCCAGAAAACAUCGGGAAGACAUUUCAUCAGAUGAUGAACAACAUGAAUCUCGUAGAGGAAGAUCUAAAUUGGAACGCUGGACGAGUCAUAAGGAAAGGGAUUUCAGUGUGACUGGCAAGCCAUCAUCUUCCCUGAAGUUCAAAGACAUUGAUAAAGAUAACAAUGAUGCGUCUUCUGGAGUUGGGAAACCUGUGGAUGAAUCUGCCAAGACAGUUGAGACUGUCGAAAACCAGCACAACGCAUCAGCUGAAGGAAAGGAUUCCAUUGAUAUGGAAAGCAAAGAUGCUGAUCCUAAGGGAUCUGGGGAUCGGCACAUUGACACAGUUGAGAAGUUGAAGAAACGCAGUGAGCGGUUCAAGCUCCCAAUGCCAAGUGAGAAAGAGGCUCUGACUAUCAAAAGUUGGAGAGCGAACCAUUGCCUUCUGCUAAAAGUGAAAAUACUGUGGAUUCAGAAGUCAAACAAGAACGACCAGCACGAAAAAGAAGAUGGAUCAGUAACUAAAUGGGGAAAAAAACAGGAUCCCACCAUUGCUUUGGCAAAAAUCUACCGAGGCAUCGGCCUAGUUCUGGCAAACCUAGAACCCCAGCUAGCCAGCCAUGCAAUAUCUACGUUGAAGAUCAGAAGAUGGCAUCGUUAGGGUUUCAGAUGAUUUGUAAUUCUUCAGUUGUAAUGUCAUUUUUGUAACCAUGCUUCUUCCAACAUAUGCAUUAUACUAUAUGUAUAUACAGGUGAAAACGUAAAAUUGAAACUGGUCACUGUAAUAGGUGGCACAUUUUUCUGAUCUCGGCUGAGGAUUGUGUUGGGAAUUUGACUAGGGUCGGAUACAAAUACAUCCAGAAACCACUGACAUGGAUGAUGAGGCAUGAGCCUAAUACUGGUCACCUCUUGUGGCCCUGGCAGGUCCGAGUAUUGAAAAGAAAAAACAGGAAGCAUCCUGGUUGGCGGAGGACCGUUGUAAGAAGUCGAAGGCGCCUGUCUUUUGUUUUAGUCUUGUAGAUUAUAAACAAGCUCUGGUAACUGUUUUACUAUAUCACUUUAUUCUUCUUUC
This is a messenger RNA of Prosopis cineraria, 4871 nucleotides long. RefSeq names its product FIP1[V]-like protein. The transcript is spliced from 9 exons. Bases 171 to 4460 code for a protein of 1429 amino acids. Gene Ontology annotation, biological process: mRNA processing. The record is from RefSeq and is a predicted model, not a curated record. Lineage: Eukaryota; Viridiplantae; Streptophyta; Magnoliopsida; Fabales; Fabaceae.